AUGACAGACCCGUUUCUAGAGGCCGGCAAUCCGCUGGAGCUGGAGGUGACUCGGCUUACACAGGAGAACCGCGAGCUGCGUCAAGAGAACGCAAGGCUUCGUGCGCGGAUUAGUUUAACCGCCACCCCCUCAGCAACGGCAUCGAAUGCCGUCAGCGAGCAAUCCUCACUGCGCAGGGCUGUCGACACAGCUGCUGUACCCGUCGGAGCUUCGCCAGCGGCGAAGCCGCUGGACAAGCCCGGCGGCGCGCUUUCGCAGCGCUCCACACGGGCUGCAGGGGCCUCGACCCCAAAGCAGCAUCAGGAGCAAGCGGUGUCUACCGCGCGCAUUGAGGAGGCGGUUCAGCGAGUCAAAAAGGAGCUACGUGGAGAGGUGGAGAAGUACCAGAAGGCGGCGGAGAUGAAGGCAUCGCAGAUGGAGCAGCUCAAGCAGCAAUUCGAGCUGUUUGUCACGACCACCUGUGAGCGCGAGGCGGCGUAUGAGCUGGUAUACAUGCAGCUGUUUCGAGAGUUGGAAGAGCAGCGGGCCCUGGCUCGAACUGCGCAGGCGCAGCUGGAGGAGCAGCGACUAGAGGCAGUCGAGAUGCGCACGUCGCUGCAGGCCGCCGCCGCAGCGGCGGCGGCAUCCUUCAAGUGCAGCACCUUGGCCUCCGUAUCACCGAGUCCGCCUUCCAAGUCGGAGGAUGUCGCAGUGCCGUCAUCAUCCUCUGCGGCUCGGCCAGCAAAGAAGUGUCGCAUCGGCAAGUCUGCCAAGCACGCCGAUGAUGGUGAUAAGUCGAACGCGACGGAGACCCAGACCACUCAGGAGGACGUGGUGGAGGUGCAGCAGGAAGUAACCGUGACGGUACCCAACGCAACGCCCGAGCCACGACAGCUGAGGAUUGUUCAGGGUGGUGCAGCUCUUCGUUCUGACAGCAAGGCCUCUCGUCUCAAGCGUCCGCGCGCCAGCUCUGCCACGAGCGUGUCGUCGGCAACUCGCUCGACACGCACGAGGCAGAGCGCUGUCGCCCUCGCGCAGCUGCAUAUGCCUACUUCUCCGGUGUUCGCCUCCGCUUCCGUGAGUGCAGGCGACGGCGCCGUGGAAGUUGCUGUGACAUCCUCCUCAGGAAUGUUUGCGACCGCGUCUCCUCCAGGUGCUUCCGCAUCAUCCCCAGCACGGCGGACGACAAGCGAUGCUCUGGGCGAUCUCUGGACGCUCCUCGCCCGUCACACAGAAGCCACUCACGGCUUCCUGCCUCUGUGGCAGCAUCUUGCCCGCCUCCGCGGUUCCGACCGCUUGGCUGCACUGCGGGUUAUGAUAUCCCUCCUGCUUCACUUGCUGGGCCCUGCCGAUGCGACGAUGCCGCUUGUUUUGCCUGCGCCUCUCUCGACCUCUGUCGCUGCCCCGCCAACCUCGAUCACGGUGCUGGCGACGGCGAUCCGCCUCCUGGAGGUGCAGCUUGAAAGUGAAGCGCAGCAGCAGCGUGGCGCCACCGUGAGCCGCGCAGACGCCACCGCCCAGCAGUGCUCCGCGCUCUUUCACUCUCUCUUUUACCGCAUCUGUGUGGCAACGCUGCGACGAUGGCAGACCGCCGAAGUCGGGGCUGACGCCGUCGAUAACUGGGCGACGGCACUCGUCCACUUGUAUGGCUUCCAGCCCGCCUUGUCGAAGCUUGCUCAGUAUACCAACUCCACGAUUGCCUACGAGCGCGCGCACCUUGCGCACAGCUGGGUCACGUAUACGGCCCAGGCUAUCUUUGCGCAAUGCUUCACAUCCUCGUCCACGUCGUCCGCCGAGGUGGCGGUGGCGCGCUGGCGGGAGUUAUGUGACAGCAUCGGCUGGAGCCCUCAUUCCCUGCCGCUGGAACGACUAGAAACGGCAGCGGCGCGCUGCGUCGCGCGAACGCGAGUAGGUCUCGGCCCCUUCAUCGCCGCCUGCGCCGAAGAGGCGCUGCUCUCGCUCCGCCUCGUUGUCCUUUACCGAGGCUUUGACCACAUGGAGCGUAUAGCGGCGCUGCUGGAAAUGCCGGGAGUGCUGCCGAUGGUGAUCACUAAGGAAAUUUAUGCGGAGCUGGUGAGCUUGGCAGUGAUGGAUCGAGCUCCGUUUCGUACCGCCGAUGCUAUUCAGCAUGCCCUGCGUCUGCUGAGGGAGUACGUGCAGGAGGUUUCCCCGGAGCGCUGCACCUCGGCAGAGCACUUUGUGAGCGUGCCACGUCUCAGCCACCUGCUGGCGGCGCUGGCACUGCUGCGCGUGGAGUCGACGAACACCGCAGCCACCGCAAGAGGCACCGAGGCUGACUCUGUGAUCUGCGAGGCGGUGCAGGCAAGUCGCCAGACCGCCCUUCGAUGGCUCCAAGCGCAGAAGGUGGCCCUCAAUAUGGUGCGUCAGAGUGCCGCGUUGGCACGCGACCGCCAGCUGCUUCUGCGAGACACAGCACUGGGUCAGCGUCUCUUACGCGACGCGAGCGCAACGGUACACACCUAG
Leishmania mexicana MHOM/GT/2001/U1103 is the source of this 2463-nucleotide messenger RNA. RefSeq lists its product as hypothetical. The transcript has a single exon. The coding region runs from base 1 to 2463 and encodes 820 amino acids. NCBI's taxonomy places the organism in Eukaryota, Euglenozoa, Kinetoplastea, Trypanosomatida, Trypanosomatidae. The record is from RefSeq and is a predicted model, not a curated record.